AUGUCAACCACCCCCAGAGUCAUCGUCUUCGGCCCAACAGGCAACACUGCCAGCGUCGCCUCCACCACCGCACACUCCCUCGGCGCCCAAGUCUACCUCGCCAUGCGCGACCCCUCCAAACCCAUCCAAGGCCUCAACGACUCCGACGAAAAAUCCGGAAACUACACCCGCCUCCAAGCAGACCUAACCCAACCGGCCACCGUCCUCGCCGCCGUGCAACAAAGCCACGCAACGCGGGCCUUCAUCUACGCCGCGCGCGGCAGCACCGAUCACAUGAAAGGCACGAUCCAAGCCCUCAAGGACGGCGGAGUCGAAUACGUCGUCUUCCUCUCCUCCUUCACCGUCACCGACCCGGCCUCCUCCGUCCCCCCGGCGGAACUGAUAGGCCACCAGCACGCGCAAAUCGAAGUCUCCCUCGAGGACGUCUACGGCAAAGAAAACUUCUGCGCCAUCCGCCCCGGCGGCUUCGCGACAAACUCUUUACAGUGGAAAUCCGGAAUCCUCGCAGGUAAGCUCGAAAUCCUCGGUCAGGACUUCAAGAUGGACUGUAUUACGCCGGGGGACAUGGGGCGUGUGAGCGGGAAUGUUCUCGUCAAGGGUUCGAAUGAACAUGCGGUGUAUCUGUACGGGCCGGAGAAUCUACCUUGCAAGGAGAUUGCAGUGAGGAUUGCGAGGGUGUUGGGGAAGGGGGAGUUGGAGGUCGGGCCGCAGAGCGAGGAGGACGCGGCGGAGGAGAUGACCAAGGCUGGGUACCCGCCUCCGGUGGUGCAGUAUAUGGUCAAGGCGAGGACGAGGGAGGAUCUGGUGAGGCCGCUUCUUGAACAAGGGGUGGAGAAUGUGGAGAAGUUCACUGGGCGGAAGGCGAUGGGGUUGGAGGAGUGGGUGGAGGGGAAUCGGGGGCUUUUUGUGUAG
This is a messenger RNA of Zasmidium cellare ATCC 36951, 912 nucleotides long. RefSeq lists its product as uncharacterized. NCBI's taxonomy places the organism in Eukaryota, Fungi, Ascomycota, Dothideomycetes, Mycosphaerellales, Mycosphaerellaceae. The record is from RefSeq and is a predicted model, not a curated record. Bases 1 to 912 code for a protein of 303 amino acids. The transcript has a single exon.